Molecule: messenger RNA, 2484 nt
Organism: Trichoderma gamsii
Lineage: Eukaryota; Fungi; Ascomycota; Sordariomycetes; Hypocreales; Hypocreaceae
Exons: 1
Coding region: 1-2484 (827 amino acids)
Source: RefSeq, a predicted model, not a curated record
AUGAGGAAAUUCAACUUUUCCCGACCGGCACGUAAGAAGCCGCAGGAGCCUCAGCCGCCACCACCACCAAUGAUGCCGAUGAGUAAAGCUCAUAAAAUCCUGGGCUCGACACCACUCAGUAUCGAUGCUUCUUCAAUUCACAGCACCCCACAACCAACCAUAAGCGUUGCUAGUGUUUACGACAACCCGACCCUGGACGAACUGGAUUUUGAUUUACCUGGCGGCCAGACAAGGAUGGCAAGGGCUGAUGCUGAGUUGAGAAAAGAGCGUGGACCAUCACCUUCAAAUCUGAGGCUCAGUGCUCUUGCCGAUAGUGUUAGUUUUGGCGCAAUGGCAUUGCCCGGUACCCUCAAAAAAGCACAGUCGUCUUCAACUAUUAAAUCUUGGCACGACAAAUCGAAACAUUCGCGGUCUCUCUCACGGCAAGCUUCGAUCCCGAUUAUGAAUAAUGGUUUCUCCGCAAAGACACACCACUUCCAAGAUACUGACAAUGCCAAUGAAUCUACAAAGCUACGAAAAAAGCCACCGAAACUCGAAUUUUCAAGCGUGGGACCGACCCCUCGAUUGUCUAAGAAAGAAUCGGAUACCUUUAAUCCCAAUCUAGCAAACAGCUCAGCCAAAACCCCUACGCUCUCGUCUCCAUUUUCCACUCCACCUCAUCGGCAGAGCGAUUUACGCGGCAUGUUCAAACGGCGAACCAAAGACAGCUUUCGAUCUUUCGCUACCGAACGAUCUCCACCAGGCACAGGGGAAGCCCGUCGGAUGACGACCCAGCUUUCAGAUAACGGGCUCUCCACGUUGUAUGACCACUAUGAACAGAUGACCUUCCGGCAUGGCCUAGACGAUGACGACGAUCUCACAAACAACACUGCCCACAAGACGGACCCAGCUGAUGGUCGAACGGAAGGGGAGUGGCGAGAAGUGCAACCACGGCAAAACCUAGAUUGGCUUCACAAGCCUAUAAGCGAAUCACACGAGCCAAAGGCAGUGGCCCAGUCAGAUUACUCUUCAUCACCGGGUGAUGGAGCUAGAAGUGUUUCAAGUAGACAUACUCGAACUUCAAGAGCCUCCAGGAUUACUGACGGCGGGAUGGUGGAAGCUGAUUUUCAAGAAAAGAGCGUGCUACUUCUGUCUUCUGACUCCGAAGAGGAUGAUGAUGGCAGAUCUUCCACUAGGUUGGACCAUAUCCCUCUGCCUCAUCCAACCAGACCAUUACCAGAAAUACCGAACAAGUCACGACCACGUCAGCCUUCAGGGCGUGAGCCAGGUGUGGCAACGAAUAAGAAGACGAGCUUCGCGCCGGCCAACACGUACAUUGCUAUCCCUGGUACUGAACGCAAACAAAGGCAAUCCCCUUCUCCUUCCCGACUGAGUCUCCCCUACAGAGAUGGCGCCCGUGCUCCCUCGCCCAAGCCUUCAGUUGGAUCUACGAACUCAACCGGAUCAGGCUUGACAAGUCAAAACGGCUACGGGGCAGAAGACUCCCCCCCUGUCACUAUUCUGCCUGCACGCCGGCCGUCUCAGGCGGAAAUGGAUCGGCAAAAGGCAUUGGCACUGCUAACCAGUGGCACCGGGUCUUCUCUGCGACGCGAGUCUCUUGCUACAUCAUCAGACCAGCCCGACGAGCCAACUCCACCGCUCAGUCCCUCCUCAGUCAACUUCUAUCUACGAUCCGCUCGGUCAUCCAUUGAUGAUUCUGGUAGCCAGGGUCGCGUCAUGACGCUUACUCGCCAAGAGGAGAUGCUCAUAUCUGCGCUCCGCAAGAAAACUCAGGCCAUGCGUGAAAAAUCGCAGUUGGGGCCUAGCAAUCGACCUCCGUUAGAGGGUCGACAAGGCAGAAGACACGUCUCAACCCCAUCGCAAGUAAUGGUGACGGACUCCAUGCUCGAUUUUGAUUUUCCCGCGCCUCCGUCGCAUAGCUCGAAGCAUCGCCAGUCCGGGGCUAGUUCGUUGAUGAGUGCAUCCAUUCCAGAACACCCCUACAGCGAAGACGAGCAGUACCGAGCACCCUCUCGCUUGACCACAGACACCUCGUCUGAAAGAGCAUCUUUUGUGUCUUCCACUCGCGGUCCGGAGGAAUACACGGAGCAGCAUGAUAUCCGUGUAUAUCUUGACCAAGGCAAGCAACAUAAUGCCCAGUGGAACCAACUUGGUGGCGACGGCCAAGCUCUUGAAGACUCAACCAGCUCAUCAGGGUUCCAUGCCAUGUCUUGGGAUCAUCCGGAGGAUAAGCGUACUUCUAGGCUCAAGAAUAAGGCAGCACGACAGCAACCUCAAGCUGAGAGCGUCACAUCCAGCCCUAAGCUUACCCGGCUCUCCGAGGAUGGCAAUGAAGACGUACCUCGACCAGACAGCCCGAUAUCCAACGAGACAUUCUCUCAACCGCGGCCGCCGCGCCGUGCUGCGAUGAAUACAGCACGUCUGAGUGCUGUAGGAUUCGUGCGAAGAGAUACCGAUCCGGGAUGGUGGGGAGACGACGACUGA